Molecule: messenger RNA, 1971 nt
Organism: Miscanthus lutarioriparius
Lineage: Eukaryota; Viridiplantae; Streptophyta; Magnoliopsida; Poales; Poaceae
Source: the annotation of a GenBank genome assembly
AUGGCGCGGUGCUCUACGUGCGAUCGUUUCUCGAGGUUCAUGGAGACGGACGAGUUCGCGGUGCCGCCACGUCCCGCGCUCGUGCACCCGGACGCCGUCGGCGUCCGCAUCCCGUCGAGCGUAUUCUCCCCCGAGGAGCCGGCGGCGUUCAGGGAACGAGAGCGGCGACACGGCGGUGAUGACAUGGCCGCGUCCCCGGGGUACUCGCCGUUCCUGCCGUCGUCCGCGCCCCUCGUGGGGCGCCCGGUUUCGAUCAGCCUGCCGGCGUCGCCGACCGGCGGGUUCGACAUCUCCAGCAGGAUGGAGGCGGAGCUGCAGCGGGAGCGGGACGCCGCCGUCACGGACGCGCCGCCGCGGAUGAUGAUGCUGCCGCCGCGCGCCCCGGCGGCGUCGGUGGCCAUGGCGCUCGCGCAGCCUAACAAGAUGGUGUUCCGGUCCCAGCCGAUCCCCGCUGCGCCGGCGGAGGGCGAUGGCGCCAACCGGGGCCACGACGACUUCGCCCGGAGCGCGUCGGCGCCGUACGCGGCGGCGACGGCGCCGCCGGCCAAGGCGCGCAGGAACAGCAGGGACACCAGCUACGACUCGUUCAAGACGUGGUCGGGCAAGCUGGAGAAGCAGAUCACCACGCACCUGCUCGGCAGCAGCAGGCUGCCGCUGGCGCAGCAACAGCCGCAGCAGGGGGAGGAGCCGGAGGAAGACGACGCGGCGAGCGACCACCGCAUCUCCUCCAUGCCCAGAGUGCAGCGCUUCUUCGCCGCGCUGGAAGGCCCCGAGCUCGACAAGCUGAGGUCCUCGGAGGAGCUGAUCCUGCCGUCCGAGAAGACGUGGCCGUUCCUGCUCCGGUUCCCGGUGUCGGCGUUCGGCAUGUGCCUGGGCAUGAGCAGCCAGGCCAUCCUGUGGAAGCGGAUCGCCAUCUCGGCGUCCACGCGGUUCCUGCACAUCACCGUCAAGAUCAACCUGGUGCUGUGGUGCGUCUCCGUCGCGCUCAUGCUCGCCGUGUCCGCGCUCUACGCCUGCAAGCUCGUCUUCUACUUCGAGGCGGUGCGGCGCGAGUACUACCACCCGAUCCGCGUCAACUUCUUCUUCGCGCCGUGGAUCGCGUGCCUGUUCCUGGCGAUCGGGGUGCCGGACCUGGUGGCGGCGACGCUCCCGCACUGGCUCUGGUACGUGCUCAUGGCGCCCAUCGUGUGCCUGGAGCUCAAGAUCUACGGGCAGUGGAUCUCCGGCGGGCAGCGGCGGCUGUCCCGCGUGGCGAACCCGUCCAACCACCUCUCCAUCGUCGGAAACUUCGUCGGCGCGCUGCUGGGCGGCAUCAUGGGGCUCAAGGAGGGGCCCAUGUUCUUCUUCUCCGUCGGGCUAGCGCACUACAUCGUGCUGUUCGUGACGCUAUACCAGCGGCUGCCGACGAGCGAGACGCUGCCCCGGGACCUGCACCCGGUGUUCUUCCUGUUCGUGGCGGCGCCCAGCGUGGCGUGCCUGGCUUGGGCGCGGAUCACCGGCGAGUUCGGCUACGGCUCCCGCGUCGCCUACUUCAUUGCCAUGUUCCUGUACGCGUCGCUGGCCGUGCGCAUCAACCUGUUCCGAGGGUUCAGCUUCUCGCUGGCGUGGUGGGCCUACACGUUCCCGAUGACCAGCGCGGCCAUCGCGUCCAUCCGCUACUCGUCCGAGGUGAAGAACGCGUUCACGCAGUGCAUGUGCAUCGGCCUGUCGGCGGCCGCGACGCUGGCCGUGGCGGCGCUCUUCCUCACCACGGUGCUGCACGCGGUGGUGCACCGCGACCUCUUCCCCAACGACAUCUCCAUCGCCAUCACGGAGCGCCGGCGCAGCAAGCCCCUCGUCGGGGAGAAGAUGCUGCUCCGCCUGCGCAGUGCCGGCGGCAGGAAGAAGCUAAAGCAGGUGCUCUCCACCGCCCCCUCCGACGCCGCCGACCUCGAGGCCGCGCGCGUCGCCACGACGACAUCGUACACGUAG